Molecule: messenger RNA, 2248 nt
Organism: Frankliniella occidentalis (western flower thrips)
Lineage: Eukaryota; Metazoa; Arthropoda; Insecta; Thysanoptera; Thripidae
Product: phospholipase B1, membrane-associated-like
Exons: 8
Coding region: 267-1541 (424 amino acids)
Biological process (GO): phospholipid metabolic process
Molecular function (GO): glycerophospholipase activity
Source: RefSeq, a predicted model, not a curated record
AUCGUCCUGGACCGGACGGGUUGUCGUAGCAGGCGAAGCAAGCCGGGCGGGCAGCCGCGGUCGGACCGGGUGUGUUUGUGUGCGCGCUCGUGCCCUCCGGUGUGUGUGUGUGAGUGAGUGUGUGUGUGCGGGUGCAUUGGCGCGUGUAAGCGUGUGUGGAUAGCGAGAGCGGAAUCGAAGCGGCCGACUCACUCGCCGAGUGGACUUGACUUUGACCGCCUCGCGGCCGACCUGCAGCAGCACCGGGUCCAGCUCUCAGGAGCAGCAUGACGCGUGCCGCCCUCUUAGUCCUGGUUAGCGCGGUCGUGAGCGCGGCCGCCGCCCAGCGGACGCCCGCCGCCGCCAGCCAGGGCGUCAUCGAGUACUCGUUCCCGCGCUCUCGAACUCCCAUCGAGACUGCACUGAACCCCGCCUGGCGGGUGGGCAACGUCCUGACGCAGCGCCUGUUUGGCGGCGGCAGCGCGGCCCCGCAGACCGUCACGGCGCUGCGAGUGCGCAAGAAUCUGCAGGGCAGCGACGGCCGCAGCUUCCCGUGCAACGUGACGCUGGCCAGGUCGGCGACCAGGCCCACCUCCGUCCACCGGCUGCGGCCCGGGGACGUGGACGUGGUGGCCUCCAUGGGGGACUCGCUGACCGCCGCCAACGGCGCCAUGGCGCUCAACGUUCCGCAGGUGACCAACGAGAACCGGGGCUUGUCCUGGUCCGGGGGCGGCCAGGGCACGUGGCGGGAGUACCUGACCCUGCCGAACAUCCUGAAGGAGUUCAACCCGGCGCUGGUGGGCUACUCUCUGAAGGACUCGCGCGCCUUCCAGAAGGCCUCGGUGUUCAACGUGGCCGAGAUCAACUCGAUGAGUCAGGACCUCCCUUGGCAGGCGAGCAACCUCGUCAAACGAAUGCGGUCCGACCCUCGCGUGGACCUGCAGCGAGACUGGAAGGUCAUCACGAUCCUCGUGGGUUCCAACGACUUCUGCUCCGACAUGUGUUUCCGGAAGGACCCGGAGUCCCUCCCCGAGCAGCACCGCCAGGACCUCAGAGAGUCCCUGCGGAUCCUCAAAAAGCACCUACCUCGAACCUUCGUGAACCUCGUUACCCAGCCGGACCUGGGCCGCAUCCUGACCACCAUGAAGAACACCUCGCCGUUCUGCGAGCUGCUGCGGCGCUUUGCGUGCUCCUGUCUGUACGGCGAGCCCACCAAACCAAUUCGCGGCCGCAUGAGGAAGAUCAUCGAACGUUACAUCCAGGUGGAGUGGGAGAUGGGCGAUGACCCAGAGUUUCAAACCGACGAUUUUGCACUGGUGGUUCAACCGUACACGUACAAGCUAAACUUUCCGAUGAAGAACGAGAAUGCCACAGACUUUAGCUACCUGGCUCCAGACUGCUUCCACUUCAGCCAGCGGGGAUACGCCCGAGCCGCCAACGCCGUGUGGAACAACAUGCUGGAGCCCGUGGGACGCAAGUCCACCGACUGGACGGACAUUUUCGAGCGCUUCCUCUGCCCCACCGAGGAGCACCCCUACCUCUACACGCGUGGAAACAGCUAGUGCGAGGCAGCCAGCCCAGGAGAGGGAUGGCGAUGUCCCCAGGACCCGGGCGAAAUGGGAUUUCGACCAGCCCACUCGCGCGAAGCGGAAGUGGCAGUUUUCCGCGCCGAUGAGGACUCCGGUUCACCCUUCCAUCUCCACCUCCCCUUCCGCGCCACUUCGGCGUGAAGUGAUUCUGCAAUUGUGAUAUAGAGUACAUCGUGCGUGUGUGUGAAUAAGUGAUUGGCAACAAACAAGUUUUAAGAGACGCAUCGGCACCGCGUCUUUCUGAUAUUUUGCUCAGUGCUAAAGUACAACUUGUCCAAUUGUGAUUUUAUGUGUUUACUCUCCGAAAUGGAGAGGAAAUAUUAGCCCUGUCCUUGGUUUUUCGCUAAGGCAGAAAUUAAGACUGAAAAAAAUUAUAAUUUUAAACAUUUUUCUAGUAAGUAGUGCCUUUUGGAUGCUAUCGUUUAUAAUACUUUUCACUCUGAAUCGUAUUUGUUUCCGCUGCGGCCAAGUUAGUUAAGUAUUUAUCCUAAUACUGCGAUUACAAUAUGAACGCACUUACUUUUUGAUUCCUCCUCUACAUUCGUAUUUUACGUUUCUGUGUGAUAAUUUAUUUUACUUUUUGUAAAAAUAGGACAGAUGGCAGUUUAACGAUGAGUUCCCCGCAACUCGCGCCAUCUGUGUUCAAAACUCAUAAUAAACGAACGAAGACGUAGCAUAAA